Tachysurus fulvidraco (yellow catfish) is the source of this 1789-nucleotide messenger RNA. Its product is annotated as tripartite motif-containing protein 16-like protein. The transcript has 6 exons. Gene Ontology annotation, molecular function: protein binding. Lineage: Eukaryota; Metazoa; Chordata; Actinopteri; Siluriformes; Bagridae. The record is from RefSeq and is a predicted model, not a curated record. Bases 188 to 1561 code for a protein of 457 amino acids.
UUCUGGUUAAAAAAAAAAGCCUGAGCUCCUUUUUAACUGUAAAGCAGCAGCUUCUCUCCCUCUGUUACACUAUAACACAAAACUUAGAAAACAAAACUUAACGAACGAACCAACCAACCAAAGAACCAACGAACCAACUGACGAACCGACGACCCAACAAACCCACUCAUUCUCUCAGUGCAGGAAAAUGGCAGAGGCCAGUAUUUCAGUAUAUCAGGAUCACUUCAGCUGUCCAGUGUGUCUGGAUCUCCUGAAUGACCCAGUGACUACUCCCUGUGGCCACAGUUUCUGUAAGGUGUGUAUUAAUGCUCACUGGGAUCAGGAGGAUGUGAAGGGCGUCUACAGCUGUCCUCAGUGUAGAGAGACUUUCACCCCAAGGCCUGUUCUACGCAGGAACAACAUGCUGGCUGAAGUGGUGGAGGAACUGAAGAAGACUGAACUCCAAGCUGUUUCUCCUGCUGUUUCAGCUAAAGCAGAAAGAACUAAAAAACAGAAUGAGUUAAAGGAGGAUCAGAUAAAAUCCCAGCAGAGGAUCCAGGAGAAGCAGAAGAAGGUGCAGGAGCUGAAACAGACUGUGGACAUUAUUAAGAUACGUUCACAGGCAGCAGUAGAUGACAAUGAGAGGAUCUUUACUGAGAUGAUCAGCUCCAUCGAGAAAAAGCGCUCGGAGGUGACGGAGCUGAUCAGAGCUCAGGAGAAAGAUGAAGUGAGUCGAGCUGAACGACUCCUGAAUCAACUGGAGCAGGAGAUUGCUGAUCUUAAGAGGAGAGUCACUGAGCUGGAGCAGCUUUCACACACACACGAUGACAUCCACUUCCUCCAGAGUUUCCCGUCUCUCUGUGUUUCUCCUGGAUGUGACGACUCACCCAGCUUCACUGUCAAUCAACAUCUCUCAUUUGAUGGAGUGAGGAAAUCUCUCUCAGAUCUGAAAAAACGAGUUGAACAAAUCUGUGAGAAGAAAUUCAACAAAAUCAGACCACAAGCUGCAGCAGUUCAGAUGAUUUUACCUUCAGAACCAAAGAGCAGAGAAGAUUUUCUGCAGUAUUUCUGUUAUCUGACUCUGGAUCCAAACACAGCACAUCCUGAUCUCAUUCUGUCUGAGACGAACAGAGUGGUGACACUGAGUAAGACACAACAGCGAUACUCUGAUCAUCCAGAGAGAUUUGACUCCUGGCCUCAGGUGUUGUGUAAGGAGAGUGUGUGUGGACGCUGUUACUGGGAGGUGGAGUGGAGCGAUGAGGUGUUAAUAUCAGUGUCAUAUAAAGAGAUCAGCAGGAAAGGACGGGGUGAUGAGUGUGGGUUUGGACACAACAGUCAGUCCUGGUGUCUGUGGUGUUCUUCUUCCUCUGUCACUUUCUAUCACAACAACAUUGAGACUGAGCUCCGAGGUCCAUCAUCCUCCAGAAUAGGAGUGUAUGUGGAUCACAAUGCAGGAACUCUGUCCUUCUACAUCGUCUCUGACACCAUGAGGCUCCUCCACAGAGUCCACACCACAUUCACUCAGCCUCUAUAUGCUGGAGUCUGUGUGUGGAGUUAUAACUCAUCUGUGAGGUUUUUGUGAUCAAAAAUAAAAAGUUAGUAAAAGUGUUUAUAAAAACUAUAAGUGAGGUGUGAGAUUUAAUUUGUCCCUGAGCUACACUGGACAUUUUGUGUGCAGAAACUGGAACAGUAAUGAAUGCAGAAUGUAGAAACAGACUAUUUAACUGUAUGCACUAUUAGGAUGGGUUUAUUAUAGUUGAUAUAAAAAUGUUCAAUGUCUCCUCAGAAAUAAUAAACUUUACUCAAACUG